Diplodia corticola is the source of this 1302-nucleotide messenger RNA. RefSeq names its product zinc finger c2h2-type protein. The transcript has 2 exons. The coding region runs from base 1 to 1302 and encodes 433 amino acids. Lineage: Eukaryota; Fungi; Ascomycota; Dothideomycetes; Botryosphaeriales; Botryosphaeriaceae. The record is from RefSeq and is a predicted model, not a curated record.
AUGGACCACCAGCAGAAGCCCGAGGAGCACAAGGAUGCUGCGCCUCCUCGCGACAACGGCAAAGAGCCGUCAAUGUCAUCCAGAAUCGCUGCCUCGGCUUCGGGCCUCGCCAGGAACGCGUUCGGUAGUGGCAGCGCCGACGAGGCCCGGUCUGCCUUUGCCUCAGGAUCCGGGCUCUCCAGGAAGCUUCAGAGCGGCACGGAAGCCGCAGGCCCUUCGACCUGGGCGCAAACGCUACCGUCCAGACAGAACGGGUCGUCAUCACGUGCCAUCAACGGAAGCGGUGAACAGUUUAGGUCUCAGGAGGGCUUCCGGUCCACUUCGACCGAGUUCUCUUUGGAUGACCAUUUUGAUAUGGACUCCUAUCGUGCCCUGGAUGGUCUUGGUGAGUUCGCCGGUUAUGGCUCGAAAUCGAGUCAUCAAAGCGCCUCCAACGGACACAAUGGACCCGACGACGGCGCUGAAGUCAGGCGUUUGCUCUCCGACCCUAGCUUCUCCACAGAAGAAUUCGUGGACAUGCAGAUGGCAGAUCCCACGCCAGAGACGGUCAAUGACCUCUUCGGACAGAAUUUUUCUCCGGAGGAAAAGGAAAUAGCUGAUAAGAUGAAGUCGUCCCUUCCGCCGCCACCGCAGCACAAUGGCGUUUCACCGCAGAAUCCUCUGAACCUCCGGCCCGAGUUUGCAAAUCCGCAGCUGGAGGAAGAAAUCAGAGACCUGUCCCGGACGCUAGAAUCCGGGGAAGAGGGCGUCAUGGCGUUCAGCAAUGCGCAGCGGCACCACUGGCUGGCUGAGUGGGACGACGUGCUCAACGGUUACACGGAUGAAGUGUGGGGAGAGAUGCUGCCAGUGGUCAAGGCGGCCCGAAGCCAGCUUGAAGAAGCCAAGACAGGGAUGGACCGUCUGGAUAGUAAGGCGGUGGCGAGGUUGAGGAUGAUCCUGGGCCACGUGGUCGAUGCGAGUAACACAACCUCAUCCGCGGCCCAGUUCAACGGGCAGGACUACGGGCAGGACCACGGGCAGGACUACGCGGUGCAGGAGGUGCAGAGGAAGGGGGAGCAGCAGCCGGCCGGUGGCAGCGAGUGGGCGGUUCCAGCGUUCCACUGCCCCUACGUCAGCUGCCACGAGCAAUUCGGCAACGAGUCUGAGCUUCGCACACACUCGCAGCAGCACUCGGGCGCGGCGUGCGCGCACUUUGACUGCGGCGCGUGGUUCGAAGACUCCAAGGAAUGGGCCGACCACGUCAAGCGCGCGCACCACGGGCUCCUGGAGGCACGGCCUGGAGACGAGGAUUUGGGCGUGUAG